This is a messenger RNA of Bubalus bubalis (water buffalo), 1717 nucleotides long. RefSeq names its product zinc finger AN1-type containing 3 (gene ZFAND3). The record is from RefSeq and is a predicted model, not a curated record. The transcript is spliced from 6 exons. Gene Ontology annotation, molecular function: DNA binding; zinc ion binding. Bases 121 to 669 code for a protein of 182 amino acids. Lineage: Eukaryota; Metazoa; Chordata; Mammalia; Artiodactyla; Bovidae.
CUUCCCCUCCCCCCGCCCUGAGCCCCCCGACGCCGCCGCCGCCGCCUCCUUCGAGCGGGGCCCAGGCCCAGCCGCUGCCACCGCUGCCGCCGCCGAGCUCCGCCGCCGCCGCCGAGCACCAUGGGAGACGCUGGGAGCGAGCGCAGCAAAGCGCCCAGUCUGCCGCCUCGCUGUCCCUGCGGCUUCUGGGGGUCCAGCAAGACUAUGAACCUCUGUUCCAAAUGCUUUGCUGAUUUUCAAAAGAAACAACCAGACGAUGAUUCCACUCCGAGUACAAGUAACAGCCAAUCAGAUUUGUUUUCUGAAGAGACCACCAGUGACAACAACAAUACCUCGAUAACCACGCCAGCUCUUAGUCCUAGCCAGCAGCCGCUUCCGACAGAACUGAAUGUAACUUCACCAAGUAAAGAGGAGUGUGGGCCAUGCACAGAUACAGCUCAUGUCUCGUUAAUCACACCAACCAAAAGAUCCUGUGGUACAGAUUCACAGUCUGAGAAUGAGGCUUCACCAGUGAAACGGCCACGACUACUGGAGAACACUGAACGAUCCGAGGAGACUAGCCGGUCUAAACAGAAAAGUCGACGUCGGUGCUUCCAGUGCCAAACCAAACUGGAGCUGGUGCAGCAGGAGCUGGGAUCGUGCCGCUGCGGUUUGGAGUUGGUUUUCUAGGAGCCCUCUGUUUGAGAAGGUCAACUCUACGGACAGCAGACUGUUGAAGGAGAAAGCGAACCAGUCAGGAGCCUGGGAGAGAAGGAUGAGGUCUCCUCUGGAAAGCAGUUCCUCACAACUUUCCUGAGGCCCCCCAGGGUGGGGGCUGGAGGGGGGCGGGGGAGCUGGCCAGGAGUGCUGGCAUCUUCUAGGGUUUUUGGAUUUUGAAAACUGCUCUGGGUUCUAAGAGGGUAAUGCUACGUGUUUUCAGCUACUGAAAUAAAAUGAUAUUUGAAAGAGCAAGUCAUUAUUCCUGUGGCAUAAACUGCCUUGAGCCAUUUUCUUAGUUUUUAAUUAUAUGCUCCUCUCUAGAUAACACAGCCUGGUUGUGAUGUGAGCCUGCCGCCAGCCCCCUUCUCCUCCUGCUCCAGGGGGUUAAAGAGCUCACAGAGGGAAGUUGGGGUUGAGGGGGGUGGCUCUCACAGGUCCAAGCUGAAGGCAAGGGUUCCUUCCUGGGGCAGGUGCCCAGCCCCAGGUCUGGCCCACCUUCUCUCCCACACACACACCGUUGAAAAAUAGGCAGAAAUGAGAGGUGGAAGACCUGUUCCCUGGGUGUCGGGUGAUGGAAGUUGUUCCUAGAAGUGGACGGGAAUUCCCCAUGGAGGAAAGAGGUCAGAGCUUUUUGCAGGAAUGAGGCUUGAAGGUUUGAAGAGAUGACGAUAAAGGAGACCAGGGUGGUGGGUUGUUUGUAGCUGUGCACACCGUGUCGGGAGCUCCAUCACGCUGGGCUCUGACACGCGUCUCUCAGGGCCUGCGCCCCGGCUCUGCGCAGGCUCGUGUACCUUGGCUUUCUGUCACACUGCUUUGUGUUGUAGCAUUUAGCUUGUAUUUAACUUGAUAUUUUAAUUGAUUUGGAGGAAAACAAACAAUUGUGUCUGUUUGAGAGCUGUCUUGGUAUUGUUUACUGGUUUUCAUUAAAUUGGUGAGUGCUUUGCUUGUGUGCUAAGUCGCUUCAGUUGUGUCCGACUUUUUGUGACCCUGCGGACUUGUAGCCUGCCAGGCUCCUCUG